Aricia agestis (brown argus) is the source of this 1153-nucleotide messenger RNA. Its product is annotated as forkhead box protein J1.2-like. The transcript has 2 exons. Lineage: Eukaryota; Metazoa; Arthropoda; Insecta; Lepidoptera; Lycaenidae. Bases 63 to 998 code for a protein of 311 amino acids. The record is from RefSeq and is a predicted model, not a curated record. Gene Ontology annotation, biological process: regulation of transcription by RNA polymerase II. Gene Ontology annotation, molecular function: RNA polymerase II cis-regulatory region sequence-specific DNA binding; DNA-binding transcription factor activity, RNA polymerase II-specific.
GCGCCGCACGCACGCUGACCGCCGUGACGUCAGUAUCGAUUGUUAUGUAGACGGUGGAGGCCAUGCACAUCACGGCGGGCCCGUCCCCCGCCUCCGGCGAAAUGGCCGGCCCGUGCGACGACGUCCCGGAGUCCUCCCACACCGUCGAGAUCCCCUACCGGGAGACCCCCGAGAAACCGAAGGUCGACGACGAGCCGGACCUCACGAAUCUGACAUGGCUCCAGAACAUCACCAACAUCAUGGCCGUGCCGGACUUUCUGCCGCCCAUGUCGCCCAAUCCGGAGAAGUGUGCCCCACAGAACACGAGGCUGCAGAAGUUUAACCAGACUAUAGCGAGGUGCCAGGCGGACUUUACGGAGAAUAAGGCGGAGUACCAGAGGAACAGCGAGAGGAAGCCGCCGUACUCGUACAGCACGCUGAUCUGCAUGGCCAUGAGGUAUAACAACGACAAGAUGACGCUAUCUGCCAUCUACUCUUGGAUUCGCGACAACUUUAAGUACUACCGGAACGCGGACCCCACCUGGCAGAACUCCAUACGACAUAACCUAUCACUGAACAAAGUAUUCGUCAAAGAAGCAAGAUCGAAACAUGAACCUGGGAAAGGAGGGUUCUGGAAGCUCGACCUUGCACAUUUGGAGGGCACAAAACGGAUCUCCAACCGACCGCACAAGAAGAAGAAGAACGUCGAGAAAAAAGAAACAAAAAUUACCGAAAUGAGCGAAGACAACAUAGCUAUAGCCAAUAUACCGCAAAUAGAAAAUUCCGAUAUUUUAACCGACAUCGGCCAAGCGGUGACUCUACAUUUGCCGGAGUAUAACCUUCAAGUGUUGCCAGAUGUAGAUAUGGAGGUAAAUAUUGGAGCAAAUGUGAUAGUGGAACCAGUGGCGCCACCUUCUUUGAUCGUAGAAGAUGAUCUUUCUUCCCUUCUGCUUAAUCCGACGGAUUGGGACGACCUGCAGCUCGAUUUGGACAAUUAUCUGGACUCUUGUUUCAAGUAAGAUUUAAUAAAUUAAAUAUACUAUUUUAUGGUGGCAGUAUUGCCAUGUUAACUUGAUUGAUGCCCGGUUUCUGAAGUAAAUUGGUCUGUAAUUUAUGCAUUUCUAACUUCAAAUUGACAGAACAUAAACCAAGUUUAUCUUGAACGAACGAUAAG